Molecule: messenger RNA, 2756 nt
Organism: Stegodyphus dumicola
Lineage: Eukaryota; Metazoa; Arthropoda; Arachnida; Araneae; Eresidae
Product: N6-Methyl-AMP deaminase-like
Biological process (GO): inosine biosynthetic process; adenosine catabolic process
Molecular function (GO): adenosine deaminase activity
Source: RefSeq, a predicted model, not a curated record
UGAAGCAGACGUUUUGCGUUCGGAACAGGAGUGAAUGUUUUAAAAGCAGUUAACUUCAUGUGCGACGUUGAAAAUUCAGGGGGAAAUUGACUUUGUCAGUAUUUUAUUGCUUCUAAAGAAAUUUAAAUAGUGAAUAUGGAUUCCGGAGGCUCUGGCGAACCCUUGGUGGAUUACUUUAAAAGUAUGCCGAAGGUAGAACUUCAUGCCCAUUUGAAUGGGUCUCUCAGUGAAAAUACUGUUCGUAAAUUAAUUGAAUUGAAAAAAGAAAAGGAAAAUAUCAGUCAAUCGUAUUUGAAUUUUUCUUAUUCUACAUCAAGAAAUUUGUUUGAGUGUUUUCAGCUGUUUAAUCUUAUACAUGGAAUAACAGACAGCCCUGAAGCCAUCUACAAGGCUACAUUGGAUAUUAUUGAAGAUUUUUAUAAUGAUGGUGUUCACUAUUUGGAACUAAGAACAACCCCAAAAGAAGUAAAGGAAAGAAUGACACAAGAUAUUUAUGUCGAAACUGUCCUAAAAGCAAUUAAUGAUGCUUGUACCUCCAGCUGUAAAGAAAUGACCGUGAAACUUCUGUUAUCUAUUGAUCGAGGGAGGCCUUUCAGUUUUGCUGAAGAAAUGCUGAAAAUUGCUCAAAAACAUACAAUACUUUCACCUGUGGUUACUGGAAUUGAUUUGAGUGGAAAUCCUAUGGCUGGUGAUGUAUAUAAAUUCAUUCCUUUAUUAGAAUAUGCGAAGAAAAUUGGACUCAGAUUAGCAGUUCAUAUCUCAGAAGUUCCUAAUGAAUAUAAUGAAGUGAAACAGCUUUUAAGACUGAAGCCAGAUAGAUUAGGCCAUGGAACAUAUUUGCACCCACUCAAAGGAGGAUCUCAAGAAAACUAUGAUCUUCUUCAUCAGCUAAGAAUUCCUCUUGAAAUUUGCCUGACAUCAAAUGUAAUAUCAAAAACUGUACCUUCGUAUGAAGAACAUCAUUUUCGACAUUUUAAAUCAGAAAAUUAUCCUUGUGUAUUAUGUACAGAUGACAAGGGCAUUUUCAGUACAUCAUUAUCAAAUGAAUAUUCACUGGCUUAUAAAUAUUAUGGCUUGACUAAAGAUGAAUUAUUUGAUUUGUCUUUUGAGAGCAUAAAUUAUACGUUUUCAGAUGAUGCAGAAAAACAAAAAUUGAGAGAAAUUUGGAAAAAAAGGAAGAACAUCAAUGAAGUAAAAUGAUAAACUAAUAAAAAUGCUUUUUUCACUUUUUUGGUCAAAAAGUCUACAGCUGAACUGCAGAAUGUAAUUAUCAUUGAAUUUAUUUUAUAUGCAUUUUAUUAUUCAAAUAUUAUAAAGAAUUUCCAUUCAGAAUUCUUGAUUAACACAAUCUGACUAUUUUGAUAGCUGAAGAAUGUAAAAUUAAAUUUUUUAUAAAUAUUUGCCUAAGAAUGGUAAUUUUGGUUAUACUCCCAGUUUAUUCAAAAUGUGAAUAUUGCUUAGAUUGUCAUGUAAGAUCAGGAGAGUUGUCCAGAAUCCCUUCCUAUAUAAUGUGUGUACUAGUAAUGAAAUGCUGAAUUCUGGAAUAAGGAAGAUGUAGUGCAUUAAGUUUUUUCCUUGCAUAUCUGCCUAAGAUAAAUACAAUUCAAGAUCUUUGUAACUUCUGUCACAAAACAAGUAUUUGACCUCGGGGCUAAAGCAUUGGUCUGUCAGAUUUCUAUGGUUAAAAGUGGAAGAAGAAGAAGGGAGUGACAAUGUAGUCGAGUUGACAUCGAAUUGCAGCAAAAAACAAUGCAAUGACAGGGGCUGAUUUAAUAUGAAACUUGGCUAAUCAGGAGUUGACUACAAUACAUGGUGAUUUCUAGUUAGCAAGGUCAAUGAGAUAGCAAUUUACUUUAGGUAAAACUUAAGAAUAGUUAUAUAUAUAUAUAUCAAAAGUAAAUCCAAAUCAUGAAUACAUAUUGAGAUAUCACCAUAGAGUAUGUCAAAUAUCCACUUCUCCCUAACUUUUCUCUAAACAUAGCGCGGGAACUACCUCCUACUUUAGUUUGACCAGUAGCUGAGACCACUGAACAUCGACAGUUUGACCAAAGUUUAAAUCUUAACAAAUGCAUGGGAAUUGUUUUCAUCUUUUCUACAUGUAAUGAGAAAAUGAUGCAGUUUCCCCUAGAAAGUCUUCCACGAAGGCAUCCCUCCGCUUAGGCAGAUAGGCCUAGUGCACUUUAUCAUCACCUAAUACUUGUACAUCCAGUUCAGUUAAAAUUAGCAGUAAUCCAAAUUGCAAAAAACUGGGAACACACAAUGAAAUAGCUAAUAAAUUAGAUCAUUUAAAAAAUCAUUAAGAAACAGAUGACUGCUUAUCACAAGGGCAAACUUAAAUUAAAACAUGAUAUGUUAAAAAAAAUAAUGCUUUCAUUAAUCACAAAAAUUUUCGAUUUUGGGCUGAAAAAAGACUGAGAUAAUUCCAAAAAUAUAUAAUUUAUGCAUGUUUUGAAAUUUUAAAAGACCAAAAUCUUUCAUUACAAAAUGUAAAUAAGCACUUGUAAGCCUACCAGUUUAGAAGGAAUAGAUGUCUGGUGUGGCAACAAUAAAGCCACAUUAGCUGGUAAAAAGUAUGUUCAUAAACAUUCUUUGCCACAACCUGUUUUAUUAGCUGUGUGUUUAGAAGUGUCUCUGACAAAAAACUACUGUCAAAUUGCAUUCAUGGAAGAACUCAAAACCCCAAUGAAAGUUGCUACAACGCUUACAAAAUGUAUUUCUUUCAUUUUGCAAUGAAAAAUGUUUCCAUAAGAUAAAAA